This is a messenger RNA of Meloidogyne enterolobii, 1405 nucleotides long. Lineage: Eukaryota; Metazoa; Nematoda; Chromadorea; Rhabditida; Meloidogynidae. The record is from the annotation of a GenBank genome assembly.
AAUUAUUUUUAUUUUAGAUCCUUUGAUAUUGCAAUUUUUAAAAAAAAAUUUUCAAAAAAUGGGAGGCAAACCGAAAAGAGGGAGGAAUUUUCUUCAACCACAGACCGGAGAUAACAAAGAAAAUGCUCAAGGUACAAAGUCUCAACAGAACGUGACAAACAAAACUGAUGACUCGAGGGCAAAAGAAUCACAGUCACUUCCAGAUGCAAAAAAUUUUUCUUCUGAUAAGGCUGAGGGAAAAGAAAAUUUUGAUGGACAAGGCAAUUCAUCUAGACCUUCAAAUUUGCAGCAUUUGCUGAAAAUUGUUUCUUCUAAGAUCACAAAUGUUUAUGGUGAUAGGCAGAAUGUGCAGGAAAAAGUUGUUGAUUCAAACAAGGACAAACUUUCUCAAAAACAAUCAAAGCCUACUAUAGCGUUGGAUUCAAAUAACAAGUUUCAAAAUGAGAAAGGAAAGAAGAAUUCAGUCAGCCAAUCCAAUUCAUCCUCGCCAUUCUCAGCUUCAAAUUCGUCUAAUGCUUCGACGCCAUCAAGCAGAGUUUCUAUUGACGAAUCGGAAUAUAUUCAAUUAAAAAAGGAGGAGUUGAAAAAUAUUGAAUUAAAAGAUUUGCUUGCCAAAAUUUUUGCUGAAGAAAAAAAGUUUUCUGAAGUAGAAAAGAAGGCUGAGGAAUUUGAUCAUAUAAUAAAAACGUUUGAGGUUUCUCUUGAAAGAUCGCUUAAUAUUGAAAGGAAAUUAAAAAAUUUCCGUGAUUUUCUUGCUUCUCAAAACCCUUCUGUGUUGGAUAAAAUAAAGAGAAAGUCUGCUUAUGAUGCUGAUUUUUAUUUUGAACUAUUGAAUCAGCAUUUUGUGUUUUAUGAAUAUACUGAGAAUGGAUUUGAAAAAGUGAAAUAUUUGCCUAUGGACUUGAUGAAAAAGGCUCGUGAAUGUAAGGCGAAUUUGGAAAUAAAUCAAUGCAUCGAAAAGCUGUGGGGUGGAUUCGCAUGUUGCGUUAAAAGAUACUUUGCAAAAAAUUUUUUUAUUGAUGUGAAAUCACAAUGUGCCAUCAUUGUGCUUAGUAAAAUCUUAAUUGAAUGUUCUGGAGGGUUGUUGGAUGAAUAUCUCCUUUUUAAAGCAAAAUCUAAACAUAUAGCAGACUUCGAUGAAAUAUCCUUUUGUAUUGAGGAAGUGGAGGAAUUUAUUCAAAUAGUUGAACAAAUUGAUCCAAAUGAAGUCGAACAAAAACUGGGGAAUUAUAAAACGGAAAAGGUGAUUUUGAAUAGAGGAAGUUGGGGUUGCAUGAAAAUAUUCGAGUAUAAGCAUGAUGGUGCUAUAUUUUGCUACGACUUCAAGUUUAAAUACACUGCAUCAAAAUUAAAGGAAGAAGACUACAAAGAAUUGGGAAAUAAAAAUAUUAUUUUAGAUUUUUAA